Molecule: messenger RNA, 3605 nt
Organism: Poeciliopsis prolifica (blackstripe livebearer)
Lineage: Eukaryota; Metazoa; Chordata; Actinopteri; Cyprinodontiformes; Poeciliidae
Product: stonustoxin subunit beta-like
Exons: 3
Coding region: 211-2400 (729 amino acids)
Molecular function (GO): protein binding
Source: RefSeq, a predicted model, not a curated record
GUCUGACUGCCUGCUAGCUCAGUGCUAGGCUCUCCCAUCCCAGAUUCACACACACCUGCCAUCCUCCCUGCAUGAAACAUUCCUUCUUCAUCAACAUUUCCUCUCCUUCUCACCAGGAAGCAGCAGCUAACCUGAACUCUUCCUCAAUGCGUCAACAUAUUGAUGAACAGAUAACAUUAAUAUUUCACAACACAUGGACAGAUUUGAGUCAUGUUAUCAAAUGUUUUUUUUAAUGCAGGAAACAUGGACAACGGUGUCACUCAGGUUGCUGCUCUUGGUCGACCUUUCACCUUAGGCAUGCUGUAUGAUGCUAAUAAAGAUCAAAUCAUCCCAGGUGUCACUCUGUGGGACGAAACGAUCCUACAAGACAUGAUAAUGGAGAAUUCUCAGCAUAGCAGUGAUUUUAAAAUCACCUCCUCCGAUUCCUUGGACACGAAGUCCAACCUGCUGGAUGUGAACGCCUCCCUAAAGGCCAGUUUUCUGGGUGGUCUGAUUGAAGUCGGAGGAUCCGCAAAGUUUCUGAAUGACCAGAAGAAAUCCCACAAUCAAAGCCGCGUAACCUUCCAGUACAAAUCCACCACCACUUUCAAACAGCUGAACAUAUCGGCUGAUGAGAUGAAGAAGCAGUUGACAAUUCCUGAUGACGUGAAGAGUUCGGCCACUCAUGUUGUCACUGGCAUCCUUUAUGGUGCAAAUGCGUUCUUUGUGUUGGACAGCAACAAGGUGGACACGAAAACCCUUCAGAAGAUUGAGAGCAACCUCCAAGCUACCAUAAACAAGUUCCCUGGAAUAAGUGUGAGUGGAGAAGUCAACAUCAAACUGUCUAAUGAAGAACAAGCUGUUGUUGACACAUUUUCCUGCACAUUCUACGGAGACAUGAUUCCUGAAAAAAACCCUACAACAUUCAAGGAUGCACUGCUGACGUACGUAAAUCUGCCAGCGCUACUAGGUGCAAAGAAAGAGCACAGUGUUCCACUGAAGGUCUGGUUGAUGCCACUGAAGAAUUUUGAUCAUCAGCUUGAGGUGAAAAUGGAACUGAGUACUGGGCUUUUGGGAAAGGUUCAAAAUGCCCUGGCAGAGCUUCAGAACUUGAAAAUAAGAUGCAAUGAUUGUUUGGCAGACAGCUAUCAAUUCCCGCAGAUUUCCAAAGCUUUGGAUGCCUUCAAGCAAAGGUGUAGCAUGUAUGAAGGGAUGCCGGGAUCUGAUGCAAAGAAGAUUCCAGGCAUCAGGGCAGGAAAGGAAGACGAGAACGAGAUGUUGAGAAUCUUGAAUGAGAAAGAACAGUCUCCAUUCAGUUCAGACAAAUUAAAUAAAUGGAUGGAAAACAUGGAAAGAGAAGUCAAAGUGAUCAAGUUCUCUGUUGAGACAAUGGCUGGAGUAAACAUCCUCCCAAAAGAGUCUGACGUUUUUGAGGAGCUUCUGUCCCCUGAAGCAGAAGAUGUCAUCUGCUUCGUUUUUACCUCUCUGGAAACGUCAGAUCCUUAUCUUGACAAAAUGGCAGAGUACCUGGAGACAAUGGAUUUCAAGGCCACAGGGAAAGUCAGUCCAGCCACUGAGGACCUGUGGUACGACUCAGGAGAAGAUUUGACAAAAAUAAGAGAAAAAGCCGCAGUGAUCGGUGAACUUUCUGCAGGUCUGAAGAACGAAGCAAAGUACAGAUUUGUAGUAACAGUCAUAAAAAACAAGAAAUACAAAGGAGCAACCAUCUACCACCACAGGAACAACAAGCUGAUCACGGAAGAUUUUAAAAAACCCGAUUUUGUUAAUGUAGAAAAAAUAACAGAAAGAAGAGAUCUCCUGUGGUAUGCCACCAGCCUCAAUAUGGAUCCAGACACAGCACACCCAAACCUCGUUCUUGAUGGGACCAAGAGAGUGACACACGGAGACAGGCAGUCAUAUCCCGAUAACCACCUGAGAUUUGAUGAAGUCUACCAGCUUCUGUUCAAAGAAAGGCUGACAAAGCGCCACUACUGGGAGAUGAAAAUUAACGUUGGCAAAGAUAUAGAUACCGCUGUUGGUGUUUCUUAUGAAGGAAUACACAGGAAAGGAGGUUUUAGUAAAUGGACUGGCAUUGGUAAAAGUGCAGUGAGCUGGUCCUUGGGGUGGAGGUGUAGUAAUAGACAAGUAGUACAAACCGCAGUGUUCGUAGUCCUACCCUUAAUCAUAUAUAAUCACAUAUACAUAGAGCAUGAAGGAACCUGGACGGAAAAACCCAUUCCCAAGACCGGCUUAUCCCGUGUUGGGUUGUAUCUGGAUUAUAAUGCCGGUUCUUUGUCGUAUUAUGCAGUCAGAGGUGACAGAGUGGAUCACAUUCACACUUUCCAUGACAGUUUCUCUGAGCCCGUUUACCCAUGUCUGAAAAUGUGGGGAAUAAACGGCUUCGUGGGCUUGUGUCUGUAAAGACAUUUGGUUCAGUUUGACACAAAAAAAUGACUUAAACAGAGAUGUGAGUAAUGAAAGCAAAAGUUUACUAGGUAAUUUAUAACAAUCAAUCAAUUAAUCAAUCAGUUUCAGACUUCACAUCUCUUUUUUUUAGUUUUGAUCAUAAUUUAUGUAUGACCCUCAUGCUGCAAUAGAAUAAGACUAAAAACAAUACGUAGAGUUUUAUUUGUCCCUCCUCUGUAGUUUUACUGUCACGUUAAAGUGCAACAAUUUUUAAAUGGCCCGUUUGACUAAAAGCUGAGAAUAAGAAAGCGAAGAUGAGGGAAAAAAAAUGUUUCUCACCUGCAGACAGGUUCUCACCUCCAGUCUGUGUGACUCAAUGCAUUCCCUCUUUGCCAGAAAGGAAGUAAUGAAUCUAAAUAUAGUUGUUUUUUCUGGGUGAAUUUAUUUUUCUUCUCGCAGUAACACAAUUCUUCUUGUAAUGAACUGAACUGAAAGCUGAAAAUCCAGUUGGGUUUUCAGGUGAUGGACUUGGUUGGGCUUGGAUUUAUUAUCAGUAAUAGAAUUUGUACUGCAGAGGUUUUUGGAACGGUUCAGACACCAGUGAAACAUUUACUAAUUGCCAAAUAAUGGCUGUUUUUUGUUGUUUUUGUUUUUGCGCUUGGAUUGUUUCUAUAAGCAGUAGAUGCCCAAAUGAAAGGCAAAAUAAGAACAUUUUGCAUUAUAUAUCUCCUUUGUCAUUAACUGUGCAAAUUUAAAACAAUUACUUUUUUUGCAAGAAAAGACUGCUUGCAACAUUUUGUUUUAAAUGCUUUUUGUUCACUUAUCACAUAUAUGGGAUAUAUAACAGUGUGUAAUCUUCCAUGAUUUUUUUAUAUGCUUGACAUAGGAAAAAAUAUAUGAUGUUGCAAUAGUUAUAGAUUUCAUGUUACAAUUUCUUUUCUUUUAUUUUUUACUAUUUUACAGCUUUGGUUGAGGUUUAAAGUUUUUGUGGUGUUUGAUAUUCUGUUUUUUCUAUAUUCAUGUUUUUAUUGAUUCUUAACUAUUAACAGCUCUGCUUUCUUUAUUCAUUUCCUGCCACAUAAUGUGGAUGUUUGACUUUGAUUUUUGAACGACAUGAUUGCUUUUGAAAAAAAAAAAGUUAUAUUAUUACUUCAAUCAUCCGACUGUUCUCAUGCUUGUAGUCUAAUGUUGGGAAAUCUAAUAAAAAGAAUGCAAAUAAA